Molecule: messenger RNA, 692 nt
Organism: Fragaria vesca subsp. vesca
Lineage: Eukaryota; Viridiplantae; Streptophyta; Magnoliopsida; Rosales; Rosaceae
Exons: 2
Coding region: 22-612 (196 amino acids)
Source: RefSeq, a predicted model, not a curated record
UUGCACACUAGUUUUUUUGGGAUGGGAAGAAUUGGAAAGAAUGUAAUAUUGUUUAAGGUCAUGGAGUUGAGGAGUGCAGAUCCACUUCUUCACAUUGGCGUCUGGGUAUUCUUGCUUCAACACAGCUCUCCUGCGGACGAGUCCCGCCGCUCUCCUCACUUUUCUAGUGAGAUGCGUGUUGAAAAGAUGGCAAAGGGCUUCAUCUAUCAAAUCCCAUCACUAAACGUUACACAAAUGUUAUGUAAUGCAGCUGCCGAUCUGAACGAUAUGAUUGUAUCCACUCUUUGGAAAGAGGGGCAGUUUUCUUUGCUAAAUCAGCAGGGUACUCACCACCCCAUUGAACGCGAUUCUCUUCGUGAACAGUUUGUCCGACUGGUGGAGGAGUUUGAGACGAUGCGCGCCGAGGUGCUUGACCUGACCGAGUUUGCUAGAAGCCUCCAGAAAACUACGGAGACUCAAAUUGCCAUGACCCAGGUGAUAAAAGAGCUCUCAGAUGGCCAGAAGCUCUCAGAUGAGCAGAAGCAGCCAAAAGAGAGACAUUCAUGGCAGGAGACAUUCAUGCUCUCUGAUCUUGAUCAGAUAGACAAGCUCAACAACGUAUCGUUUUGUUAGUCUUGUAUAUUUGCUAUCGUAAAUCAAUGCAAUUCCAUUUCAAACCAGUACCAAUUUCAGCUCUUCUUCCUAGUUUGUUG